AUGCUCUCAGCAAGAUUUGCAAGAUCACUUCCUCGCGCCACCUCAGCACUCUCACGCCCUGCCGCUAUCAGACCACACCUAGCAUCGAGCUUUGCUCGGUUUCAGUCCACAGGAAGUGAGGAAAAGGUUAAAGGUCAAGUCAUAGGGAUAGAUCUGGGCACUACCAACUCUGCCGUCGCGAUUCUCGAAGGCAAAACCCCUAAGAUAAUAGAGAAUUCCGAAGGUUCAAGGACCACACCAUCCACCGUUGCUUUCUCACAAGAUGAGCGUCUUGUUGGUAUAUCCGCGAAGCGUCAGGCAGUUGUAAAUCCAGAAAACACACUCUUCGCCACGAAACGUUUAAUAGGUCGUAAAUUUACCGAUGCGGAAGUCCAACGAGACAUCAAGCAGGUCCCAUACAAGAUUGUACAGCAUACGAAUGGCGAUGCUUGGGUCGAAGCUCGAGGCCAGAAGUAUUCUCCUUCACAAAUCGGAGGCUUCGUCCUUCAGAAAAUGAAGGAGACCGCCGAGGCACAUUUGAGCAAAAACAUAAAGAAUGGGGUUGUGACUGUGCCGGCUUAUUUCAAUGACUCGCAACGUCAAGCCACUAAAGAUGCAGGGCAAAUCGCAGGCUUAAAUGUUCUCCGCGUGGUGAACGAACCGACAGCCGCAGCGCUAGCAUAUGGACUAGAGAAAGAAGAGGACAGAAUCAUUGCCGUCUUUGAUCUUGGCGGUGGUACAUUUGAUAUUUCUAUCUUAGAGAUUCAAAAGGGUGUGUUCGAAGUCAAGUCUACAAACGGCGACACACAUCUUGGAGGAGAAGAUUUUGAUAUCAGUCUUGUACGGCAUUUGGUCGAACAAUUUAAGAAAGAUUCUGGCAUCGAUCUGUCGAGUGAUCGGAUGGCUAUUCAGCGCAUUCGAGAGGCGGCAGAAAAAGCUAAGAUGGAGCUUUCGUCCAGCCUACAAACUGACAUUAAUCUACCAUAUAUCACCGCCGACGCUUCUGGCCCCAAGCAUAUCAAUCAGAAGUUGUCGCGGUCGCAGCUGGAGAAACUCGUCGAGCCGUUAGUGAAUAGGACAAUCGAUCCUGUGCGAAAAGCUCUGAAGGACGCAAACCUCCAGGCUAAAGAGAUCCAAGAGGUCAUUCUCGUCGGUGGUAUGACACGUAUGCCAAAGGUGACAGACACUGUCAAGAGUAUCUUUGGUCGCGAGCCUGCGAAAUCUGUCAACCCUGACGAAGCCGUCGCCAUUGGCGCAGCGAUACAGGGCGCUGUUCUGGCUGGCGAGGUCAUGGAUGUUCUGUUGCUCGACGUUACGCCCUUAUCCCUAGGCAUCGAGACUCUUGGUGGAGUCUUUACUCGCUUGAUUAACCGAAACACGACCAUCCCGACCAAAAAGUCUCAGACCUUCUCAACUGCUGCGGAUUUCCAGACUGCUGUUGAGAUUAAGGUUUACCAGGGUGAACGUGAGCUCGUUCGCGAUAAUAAGCUACUUGGGAACUUCCAGCUCGUUGGGAUACCACCUGCACACCGAGGCGUGCCGCAGGUCGAGGUCACCUUCGACAUUGAUGCUGAUUCGAUUGUUCAUGUUCACGCAAAGGACAAAUCAACAAACAAGGAUCAAUCAAUUACAAUAGCAUCUGGCUCUGGCCUUUCGGACUCCGAAAUCCAGGGUAUGGUAGAUGACGCUGAGAAGUAUGGCGAGCAAGAUAAGGAAAGGAAAGCUGCAAUUGAGGCAGCCAACCGCGCCGACAGCGUGCUCAAUGACACGGAGAAGGCGCUUAAGGACUUUGCUGACAAAAUUGACAAAGCUGAGGCUGAUCAGCUUAAGGAGAAAAUCAACACCCUUCGCGAAUUCGUCGCUAAGAAUCAGACUGGAGAGGGCACAGCUACUGCGGCCGAGCUUAAGGAGAAGACAGAUGAGCUUCAGAUGUCCAGUCUGAAUCUCUUCGACAAAAUGCACAAGGCAAGAUCAGAGGACAAAGGUCAACCAGGACAGACGCCGCCACCGGGGGAUGCGCCACCAGAGGGGCAGGAAGGGCAACAAAGCGGUGAGACCCCACCCGAGGGCGAGAAGAAGCCAUGA
Bacidia gigantensis is the source of this 2064-nucleotide messenger RNA. RefSeq lists its product as uncharacterized. Gene Ontology annotation, biological process: protein refolding; cellular response to unfolded protein. NCBI's taxonomy places the organism in Eukaryota, Fungi, Ascomycota, Lecanoromycetes, Lecanorales, Ramalinaceae. The record is from RefSeq and is a predicted model, not a curated record. Gene Ontology annotation, molecular function: heat shock protein binding; misfolded protein binding; ATP hydrolysis activity. Gene Ontology annotation, cellular component: cytoplasm; mitochondrion. The coding region runs from base 1 to 2064 and encodes 687 amino acids. The transcript is spliced from 4 exons.